GUAUGCUUAUGAAUUGUGAAUACCCUUAAAUGUCAUGCACCUGAGAUGGAUUGUCCUCACAGAGUAGUCUUGUAGUCUGAUCUUUUCUCAUCUGAUCUGAGCUUUGAGACUUGUAGUUCCAAAGGAACCUUCAAUUCUUCUAGCCGAGCUUCAGGCAUCCGCUUUUCUGCGUUACUGAUUUCUGCCUUGCUGAAACCACAAAUUCAGAAGUUUCAAUAAGGGCUCUCUGGCCUUCCCCCUCAACCACAACCUUGAGCUACAAAAUCGCCGACAAUACGCUUUUGUCUCAGCUUGUGAUACACUCUUGUUCAUCUGUUAUUCUUCACCACAAAAUCGCCGAUCACUCCUUCACCAUUCACCAUACUGUCGCUGCUCACUUAAUCAUCACAUACCACCCAAAUCGCCGAUUACUCAACCACCAAAAUGUCUGGAGACGCACGCAAUUACCCUGCUGAGGACCAUGAGCAUCUCGCCCGCAUCCGUCGUGACCGUGAGCGCCUUGCUCGUGAGCGCCGGUCCCAGCACGAGCUCCCAGACCAGCACAACCAACCCGGCCAUGAGGACUCCGAGUGGGAGGCUGAGUUUGCCCACAUGCAGAGCGCCUAUCGCUACGUGGAGGAGUUCUCUCGCAAUCCUUUCGGUGGCUCGCGCAUGAAAGAGAACACCCCUCAAGCCGCUGCUACUGACGAGGCUGCAGCUGCUGGCAACGGCAACGGCAACGGCAACGGCAACGGCAACACCGCCUCUGAUGGUAUCGCCAUGUCUUCAGCCAACUACACCGUCUCCGAGCCCGAGCUGGAGCGCGGCACUGCCGACCUGGAGCCGAUCGCUGCUUCUGAUGCUGAGACUGUCAUCGAGACCAUCACCCCCCAGAACGCUGCUUUCAAGCUCAACCCCCGCGCCAAGCCCUUCGUCCCGAACCCCAACCUGGUCGUCACCCCUUGGGGUAUCAUGUCCAAGGUCGCCCCGGCCUACCUGCAGGAGCGCGCCGGCGGCUACGGCUACAACCCGGCCAUGAACCCGGUCAUGAACGAGGGCCAUCGUAUCUUGUACGGCCACCGUAUGGACGAGCCUCGCCAUGAGGUCACAAACGAGGGCCGUCGCGUCUUGGACGAGAACUACUAUAUGGACGAUACUUGCCGCGAGGAGAACGACGGUCCGAUGGCAUCUGAGGGCGACAACAGCGCCUAG
Molecule: messenger RNA, 1191 nt
Organism: Truncatella angustata
Lineage: Eukaryota; Fungi; Ascomycota; Sordariomycetes; Amphisphaeriales; Sporocadaceae
Exons: 3
Coding region: 424-1191 (255 amino acids)
Source: RefSeq, a predicted model, not a curated record